AUGAGUCAAACGUGGCUCGUGAAGCUGCCGCGGCCGGAGGAUGGCGCCACGCGCGUUGACGACGCCGCGUCCACCGCGGGUCUGCGCGGCGGCAUCGUCACGGAAAAGCCGCUCGGGGCGGUGGGCGUUAACCGCAUCGACCUCGCGCGGCUCGACCCGAACGACAGGAAACACGCGUGCGCCGUCGAGCGCGGCGGCGUCCUUCGCUCGAUGCGCGUCGGCGGCAAGAGCGGAACCGGCGUGGAGAGAUACCAGCUGCACUCGGAGGGGAGCGGCGGGAGGUUGGAACCCGUGUCUCGGUCGUGGAGACAGUUCGAGCUCGUCCCCGGGCAAAACGGCGCGGUCCUCAUCGCGCAGAGCGGCUCCCCGAACUUGCUGUACAGCACGUUCCCCGAGAGCGCGGAGGAGAAGGGCAGCGUCGUCUUCCUCUUCGGAUCGCACAACGGCGCGGUAUCGUGCUUCGCGGUGUCCGACGACGGCGCGUUCGUCGUCUCCGGCUCCGUGGACGGAUCCCUCGCGGUGUGGUCCGUCGAGGACGGGGAGAAAAUCGGAAGCAUCUCGUCCGCGCACGCUGGCGGCGUCACCGCGGUCGCGAUCGCGAACGAGACGUGCGUCCUCUCCGCGGGCGCGGACGGGUGCGUGCGCGCGUGGGAGGUGACCGAAAAACCCCGGCUGCGGAUGAUGCACAAGCUCGAGACCGGGCCGGCGCCGUUGAUGUCGCUCGCGGUGUGGGACCCCGCGCACGACGUCGUCCGGGACGAGGACGACGACGCGCGGGAAGUCGCGGCGAAGUUCGUGAAGAAGGCGGGCAAGGGCAAGACGAAAGAGAUGAACACGGGCGGGAACGGGAAGAUACUCGCCGCGGGGAGCGCGGACGGUACCGUGUACGUGUGGACGCGCGUGCCGCCGGCGAAGAAGCUGUCCAGCGAAUUCAGCUGGAAACCGGCGACGACGUCGCACCACGCGCAAGGCAAGGAGGUGAAGUUUCUGUCCUUCCGCGCGGACGGGAAAGCGCUCCUCGUCGGCGCGAGCGACGAGCGGGACAACGGCAAAGGCGAGGUGCGUCUGUUCGAGACCGAGCACUGGACGUCGAUCGCGACGCACAUCUACAGCAGCAUCGUCGCCGCGUGCAAGUACACGCGAGCCGGGCGGUCGCUCGACCUGGCGCUGUUGUGCAGCGCCGCGGGGGCGCCGAAGCUGUUCGAGGGUAGGCUCAUACCGAUGGUGUCCGCGGACUUGAGGGAGAACGGGAAGGGCGCGGGGGUGUUACCCGCGCCUCUCGGGCACGCGUUGCUUCCCCCUACGGGUAACCAGGACGGCGGGAAGAUUACGAUCUGCGAGCCGGUCGCGCCUCCUGCGGAGGCGCCGCGCGAAGCGGCGCCGCCGACGCCGGUGCCGCAGACCCCGGCGCCGGUACCGGAGGAGCCGAAGCCGGUGAAGCGGGCUGCGUUCAGCCGCUCGGGAAAGUAUUACAAAGAGCCAGAGUCGACGCCGAACCAGCGCGCGCUGGAGGUGGUCGCUAGCAUGACUGCGAGCGUGAUGGCGAAAGCGCCCGCGCCGGUGCCGGUCUCGGAGGAGCAAGGUGUAGGGAACGAAGAGGGGGUGAGCGGCGCCGAGACUGAACUCGCGAAGCCGUCGCUGUUGUCCACGAGGCCGCUGCUGCACCGGAACGCGUUGAUUCCGUUUGCCAUAUUCGACAAGGACGCGGAGCUGCAGCAUCACAUGGCGCCGCUGGGGGUGAAGGGGAAAGAAGAAGCGGCCGCGGUGGCGGACACGCACGUUCGUGCGAUGGCGGCGGCGAACAUGGACCUGUCCUUGCCGUUGAACGCGCGUAGGUUCGAGGGUCUUACGGAGAUUCCCGCGAACGCGCCGCGCGCCGCGAAAAGGUUGGUGGGUAAGCAGUUAGACAAGAGGUGGCUGGCGGUGCGCGACAUCAAGCCGCGCAUGGAGGACAUGUGGGUGGCCGCUCGGCGAGAGCCUCAGGUGUGCAGCACCGAGGGUUGGAACACGGAGGGUCUGUUGGCUCCUCCUUCGGAAGGUGUUGAAUUCUAA
This is a messenger RNA of Micromonas pusilla CCMP1545, 2052 nucleotides long. RefSeq lists its product as uncharacterized. Bases 1 to 2052 code for a protein of 683 amino acids. Gene Ontology annotation, molecular function: protein binding. NCBI's taxonomy places the organism in Eukaryota, Viridiplantae, Chlorophyta, Mamiellophyceae, Mamiellales, Mamiellaceae. The record is from RefSeq and is a predicted model, not a curated record. Gene Ontology annotation, biological process: rRNA processing; DNA-templated DNA replication. Gene Ontology annotation, cellular component: nuclear pre-replicative complex. The transcript has a single exon.